GUCACAUGAGACUACAAAAUAAGCGUGUAGGCGGAAGAGAUUUUCGUGUUGUUGUUGUUGAUUUGAUGUAUUAGCGUAAAUAUUUAGCGUAAAAACAACAACAACGACAAUAACCCAAAAGUGGCCUGAAAAGGUCUGAGCGUUUCAGGAGGUUCCUACAGUGAGUUUGGCGGCGACGACGACAACAACGUCACGACACUUCCGUGUGUACAGAUACGCUUUACGGCAUUAGGGCCAGUCCUGUAGUGACAGCAGAUUCCCGUUUGCCGUCAUUUCGAGCGAUACUAUCUUUCAGUUUGCGCCUGUCUUUUACCUUUGAGACGUUAAUAAGCAGCAUGACAUGACGGACACUUGGGCGCGCCUAUAAGGUAUGUCACAACAACGAGUUGCCACUGGCUAUGCUAACUUAGCGCCACUGUAGUACAGCCAGUUCUUCAGGUUCGAGUCCGGGAUCCCAGGUUUCCGUCAAGCUGGUGUGCAUUCGGUAUCGAGUCCGUCGUCUACACAACAUGUGGCUGCAGCAGAGACUGAAAGGGCUCCCGGGCGUGCUGUCCAGCAGCUGGGCCAGGAGACUACUCUUGGGACUGCUAGUCUUUCUCAUCUUCUACUGGUACCUGGGACCAGGACCGAGCUGGAGGCUCUUCGGCAGUUCAGUGAUGCCAGGUGGGAUCGCUGGUCAGUGCCUUCAGGGUGAGAUCCACAGGUGGAGCUCCGUAGUGGACAGAGGAGAGGGUCUGUACAGCAGCCCCCAAGACCCUCAGGACACUCCGUUUGUGACCGGUAACGGACAUAUGCUUAUUGAUAUUGAUGCAAACAGACUGUGGAUAUCAUCGUCCAAUCAGUUUGGAUCGCCUCCGGUCCACAUGACUGAAUACACCCCAAGAGUUGGAGUCCACCUUGAGGGGAAGCAGGCUGAAGUGCAGGCGUCUAUGCUGUGGUUCCGGAAAGGAUCAGUGCUGACGGUCCGCUGUGCUUCCCCGGCGGGGGUGCACUCAGCACGGGACUGCGUCACCAUCAGAGAAGAGUUCAUUGCCCACAGAAGUCGUCCCAAUGUCUUCCUUCAGAGAAUCCACAUCAACAACCCAUCGGACCGCUCGGCCUCCUUUGAGGUGUCGUCGGACACUCACCAGUUUGGUUCAAAGUUUAUCUCCAGCAUGGUCAAAGUGGAGGACCGGGAGCUGGUCAUUUCCUCCGGCAGAGUGUCGGUGGAGAAGAACAGAGUGGUUUUGGUCGUCGUGGCUACCAAGAAGAUGAACAGUCGUAUCCAAGUCUUCGCCAAAUCCGAGUACACAGACAGUAUCCCGUCUGCGGUGUGGACGUCGGAGGCCAUUGAAGCGUCGAAGCUGGAAGAAACCCUGAGCCUCCUCCAGGAAGGAGCUAAAAAGGAGCUGCUGGAUCUGUUGAGGGCCAGCGAGGACGAGCUGGUUAUGGAUCACCAGCAUGCCUGGAUGGACCUCUUCAUAUCAGGUGUGGAAAUGAGGAAGAUCACGGACUCUCACACGCCCUCCAGCCUGACGGUCAACACCACGCUCUACUACAUCCUGUCCUCCUCCUCGGCUCCUCUGUUGGACCGCAGGUUGAGCGGCGACGAGCGCUCUCGCCUGGAGUCCAGUCUCAACUACGCGGACCACUGCUUCAGCGGCCACGCCACCAUGCACGCGGAGAACCUGUGGCCCGCUCGCCUGAGCAGCACCGGCCAGAUCCUGCAGCUGGUCACGCUCUGGACUCUGACGCUACAGAAGCGAGGGUGCAAGGUGCUGGUGGCGGCAGGAGCCCACGGGGCCAUGCAGGGCAUGGUGCUGAGCUUCGGUGGCCUCCAGUUCACCGAGAACCACCUGCAGUUUCAGGCGGACCCUGACGUCCUGCACAACAGCUAUGCACUGAGAGGGAUCCACUACAACCAGGACCUGAUCAACCUGGCUGUGCUGCUGGACGUGGACGGGAAGCCUUUCCUUCAUGUCUCGGUGAAGCAGCAGGAGAAGCCGGUGAAGCUUUACGCCUGUGAGGCCGGCUGCCUCAAUGAGCCGGUGGAGCUGACCUCGGAGGUCAAGGGUCAUACCUUCCCAGUCAUGGUAACACAGCCCAUCACCCCUCUGCUCUACAUCUCCACAGACCUGCGGCACUUGCAGGACCUCCGCCACACGCUUCACCUAAAGGCCAUCCUGGCCCACGAGGAGCACAUGGCCAAUCGGUACCCAGGCCUCCCCUUCCUGUUUUGGUUCAGCGUGGCUUCGCUCAUCACCUUCUUUCACCUCUUCCUCUUCAAGCUCAUAUACAACGAGUACUGUGGCCCCGGGGCCAAGCCCCUCUUCAGGAGCAAGGUCUUCGGUCACAAUGAGGACGCCUAAAAGCCAGUGAGGCAGAGUGGACUCCUGCUUCUCAACAAGCUUCACCAAAGUUGAAGAAGGAAACAUGACAUUUUGACAAUGAAUUUAGAUGUGUUGCUGGAUAAACUGACUUUUGGGAAACUGUGAAUUAAGUUUCAGGGCUGAAGAAUUACCAAAUGUGAAUUGCAUAAAUGAUCAAUACAAGCAGCAGGUUCUAUGAAGGGCUUAUUACUACUAUUCGUGGAUAUGAGUUGAUGGUUGCAGAAGUACAGUACUUGACACCUGUGGAUGAAUUAUUUUUUCUUAUGUAAUAAGUGAUAAUGUGAGGUGACAUGAAAGGAUUAAAUAUUGUUUGCAGAAGUGAUCAUAACAACGAGCAGUGUUGCAUGUGAUCGAAGCAAUAAAGGGCUGUGCGUUUUUGUUUGUGGUCACGAAAAGGGCAAGUUUUCUGAAUGUGAACUGCUCAAAAGAGGUGAUGAUGAAUAUGAAAGGUUGAAUUUUUGUUAUGUACAGUAUAAGGUGGAAGCAACUUAAAAUGUUUCU
Messenger RNA from Synchiropus splendidus (mandarinfish), 2870 nucleotides. Its product is annotated as KIAA2013 ortholog. The transcript is spliced from 3 exons. Lineage: Eukaryota; Metazoa; Chordata; Actinopteri; Syngnathiformes; Callionymidae. The record is from RefSeq and is a predicted model, not a curated record. Bases 510 to 2348 code for a protein of 612 amino acids.